Molecule: messenger RNA, 2340 nt
Organism: Lethenteron reissneri (Far Eastern brook lamprey)
Lineage: Eukaryota; Metazoa; Chordata; Hyperoartia; Petromyzontiformes; Petromyzontidae
Product: serine/arginine repetitive matrix protein 2-like
Source: RefSeq, a predicted model, not a curated record
ACACAAGUCGAGAUCGGCGUCGCGCGAUCGCGCCAAGCGAGUGCUCAAGUCGAGAUCGGCGUCGCGCGAUCGCAAGCAGAAGGCGAGAAGCGGGUCUGCGUCGCCGGGCCGCGGGGGAGGUCCCGCUCCGCCUCGCCGGACGGUGGCAAGAAGGCAUCCACGGAGGAGAGCGACGUCGCUGCAAGGGGCGCCGAGGCUCGCUCUCGUUCUCACUCGCCCGGCAAGGAGUGCCUCAAAGUGGAGGGAUUGAAGAUUGAACGCGCUGAUGAGGGAGUGGUUGAAGUGGGGGGGAAGGUGGUAAAGGCGGAAGCGGAGGAAGCUGGUGUGGAACGGCCGAGUGGAGGGGAGGCUGUGGCGAAUGAUGUGGCGAAUGAUGUGGCGAUAAAGGUGGAACCCGGUGACGGCUCGACAAAUGAUGGCGGAGGAAAUGCGGGAAAAGCGGAGGAUGUGAAGCUUCAGAUUUCCGUCGGAAACGACGAUGUGAAGAAGCCACUUGCUGGAGAAAAAGAUGACACCUUGGACCCACACAAGGCAGCGGGAGUCGCGUCAAAUGAUGCCACCGUAAAAGAAGAAGAUUCCUUUUCGAAAGAUGAAGCACCUAAAGAUACUUCGCCGAUUAAAACCACAGAAGCCGUAUCUGUCUGCAAAGAACCAAAAGAUUCUUCCGAUACCGAGGAGUCAAAAUUGUCUGACCUCACCACGGCGUCGACGGACGAUCGUCUUCCGGGAGAGGCCGCCGAUACGAGCAAGGAAGCUGAGAAACGCAAGAGGGACUCCGGCUCUGGCAGCCGCUCGCCCAAGCGGCGUCAGGAGUCGCCGAGCCCGCGCGGCGCGGCCGUGCAGAGGAAGCGUUCGCGCUCGGACUCGAGGCACAGGACGCCGGCGGACUCCGCCCGUGCCGGCGAUCGGAGCGACGCCACGAAGGGCCGCUCUCGUUCCCGCGACCGCAAGAGGAGGGAGUCGGCUGAAAAGAAGCGCAGGAGCCGCUCGCGCUCGCGGGAUCGCAAGGAUGCGGCAGCCGCUCGGCCGCGGGACGCGAGGCGGAGGUCGCGCUCCCGGGAGGCCAAGAGGAGGUCGGCGUCUCGAACGCGAGAUGCCAAGAGGAGGUCGGCAUCCCGAUCCCGGGAGACCAAGCGCAAAUCCCGCUCCCGAUCCCGGGAAGCCAAGAGGGUAUCGGUGUCCCGUUCUCGUGACGUGAAGAAGAAAUCCCGAUCCAGAUCCCGGGAAACCAAGAGGAAAUCUCGAUCCCGAUCGAGGGAGGUGAAGAAGCGGUCGGCGUCGCGGUCGCGCGACGCCAAGCGGAGGUCUGUGUCCCGGUCACGGGACGCCAAGCGGAGGUCUGUGUCCCGAUCGCGGGACGCCAAGCGGAGGUCUGCGUCCCGGUCGCGCGACGCCAAGCGGAGGUCGCGAUCGCGGUCCCGGGGUCUCCGCCGGAGGUCUCGCUCGCGCUCGAGGGGGGCGAUCGCACGCCGGCGCCUGGGCCGCUCCCGCUCCCCCCGCGAAGGGACGCGACGCGCCGCGCGCUCGCGCUCCCGCGGGGCAAAGCGAGCGUCGCACGACGACGCCGCCGGGGGCAAAAGGCGGCGCUCGCGUGACAAGUCCGACAAAGAGGCGGGCGACGGCAAGGCAACGGAGGCGGCCGCCGCCACCGACGCCGGCGGUGCCGGUGCCGGCGCCGGCGGCGACGCCGAGAAGAAGGCGGCGGGAGAGGAGAAGGCGCAGGAGGGGCGCCGCAAGUCGCGGUCGAGGUCGCGAGGCCCGGCGCGGCGCGGGUUUCGGGUGAGCCCCUUCAGGAUGCGACGGCGGAGGUCGCCGAUGAGGAGGAGGGAGCCCAGCCUGUCGCCGCUGCGCCUCUCCGAGGAGGACAAAGCUCAGCUGUUGGAGAUUGCUCGGGCCAAUUCGACGGUGGUGAACCCUAAGGUGAGCGUGGGCAUCAUGAACUCCAUCGGACCGGCCGCGGCGCUCUUGCCGCUCAUCAUGAACCAGCCGCCGCCGCCUCCGCCGCCACCUCAGCAGCCGUACCAGCCGUCGCCCAAUUCCCCUCCCACGCCGAUCCCCUGGCGGCGCUCGCCAUCCAGCUCGCCAACCAGCAGGCGCUGCCCACCGGCCACAUGGGUGGAGGCGGAGGAGGAACAGGAAUGGGCAACCCCUUCCCGUUCGCGGCCAUGUUCGGUCACGGCGGCAUGGGCGGCAUGGGCGGGAUGGGCAACAUGGCCAGUAUGGCCAACAUUGCCAACAUGGCCGGCAUGGCCAGCAUGGGCGGCAUGUGCGGUAUGGGCACUAUGAGCAGUAUGAGCAGUAUGAGCAGUAUGGGUGGUGGUGGCGGCGGCGGCGGUGGCG